CGGCUCCCUCACCGCCUGCCUGAGAGAAGUGUCAGGCGGCGAGCCGUCGGAUCCGGAGAGCAGUCGUGCCCUUGCGAGCGCUGCAAAAGCGCCUGCGGGACCCGCCUGUUGAUAUCGCAGCGGCGAGGGGCGCACCGCGCGCAUCUCGAGCCCGUUUGCUUGACGGCGUCGUCGUCGGCGGCGGCGUUACGUGCGCGUGCGUGCAGUGUCAGCUCCGUUUAGUCAAGCUCGACGCGAGCAAUUAGUGUCUGGACGACGUUGCGCUUGCUGGCUGGAGCUCGCUACUCUCCUCGAUACGGCAGGGAGGAGAGCGCGGACACCGGGAGCGAAAGUUGUACAGCCUGAGCCGCCCCCAUUUCCUGGUGCCGAGUGCGGACGCGUACCAUCCUUGGCGACCGUGACGGUGGCUGACCGAAUGCGCUGGAUAAAUGUGCGGUGGCAUUCCCGGUUCUGAACGUGGCUCAAACAUACAGUGCGCGGCAGUGGAUAGAGAAACAAAGCUUGGCGACGGAAGGUCUUAUCACGGAAUAUGACGCAGCCUAGUGGAGACAAGCAUCGGUAGGGGCGCAGUGGUUACAUCUUUACUCAAGUACACACAGGUCUUCACUACCCCGUUCAGGAUUUGCCGUAGCGAGACGCCUAAGAGAAAUUCGGAAGAAAUGGUUGGACGAAAGCAUUCAGGAAAUUAAUUAGAUCCCACACGCAGUCGAGGGUGUAAAAGGAGCAAGCGAGCCAGAAAGCAGCCGCCCACCCCAUACCCCCUGUCUCGACCCUGACGAGCGAGCAAGCAAGAAUCCAGGAGAAAACGACCUGCGGUCGUCCGGGUGGCUUCCUUCUCCCGCUGUCUGCUUGCGAGACCUCGCUGCGCACUUUGCUUUCCGGUGCGCGAUGGUGAAGCAAGGAAUCGGCACGACGGUUGCGACAAAUCGCGAGGACUAACGACCAUCCGGAGGCACUCGCUCCGUCCACGAGGCGGCAGUCUCGGCACCACCACGCCGAGCAGGGAGAGAAGUUGGAGAGAUAGAGAGAAAGCUGCAGCAAACGCCCGAAAAGAAACGAGGAUCCACCGACCGGACAUCCUGCUCCUGAGGUGCCCGCUGGCGAGUCAUCUCUUUGUGCUUUGCCCUCGGAGAUCCGCUUCCUCAGUGCGCCUUCGUACCUUGGCCCGUCCAUCUUUCGUGUUGUCUGUGCGCGCUCCCGACAGGAUCUGUGUAUGGGAGCCGGAAAGAUAGAGAGCGGUCGGGUCUCGCCACCUUAACGAACCCUCGAGACCCGUGGGCGGCGAAGCAGCGACUGUCGCCAUCCGCCCGGAGGCGUAGCAGCGCUGAUCUCGAUACUGAUCCCACAAGGAGGAGACAUCUCGCGUCCUUGCCUACAAGUCAACCGAGCCCGUCUUGCUCUUUUUGUUGUUGUUGUUGUUGUUGUUUAGUUUUCUACUAUACGAUAUCCGCACGCAGCCGACUCUCGCGAGAAGUCGCAGCUCGUUCUAGCGGUCCCGACCUAAGAAUGUGUCCGGUCUCAGCUUUAGCCAUGGGCAUUUGAUCAACGUGUAUUAUUGCGUGGCGUAUUUGCCCUCAUGUCGUUCUUCUUCGGAUGGAUGACACGCUGCCCUGCCAUCUGGAUAUGCUGCACUGUGACUACUUCACCUUUGCGAUGACCUGAACGAUUUUUGGAAUGCAGAGGUAAAAGCUAUACGAUAGAAAAGCAAACCCGAUAUCUGGAUCGCCACUGGUCCGUACUACGAAGGCUCUCCUUCAAUAAAGCAGCCUCGCUUUGAUGCGAUGUUAGUGCUACUAUGACUUCGUCAAAUUACUGUGCAUUUGGGAACCUGUACCUUCCUGAUAAAGGGCGCUCUAGCAGCCCUGAGCUGGCGUUUCUUUACGGGCUGCCGAAAACAUAGCGAGUGGGGUACGCUGGAUUGUCGUCUGUCGUACAGCGUGUAAAGUUUCCCGUGUCCUCGUUUGGCGCAUUGCUCACGAACCGGCAGAAAUUGCAGCCUUGGCUCAUUCGGGACUUUCUGACCGCCAAGAGAACAAUGAAAACUGCUACGCCGAACGUUUCGUUCCUCAAAACGCCCUGAUGCCGGCGUUAGGUAUGGAUCGCGCGCUUAGUACGGUGGCGCCCUACAACGCGACGCUGGAGGUGACGAAGGCCGCGCUGCUGAAUGCGUCGUUUUCGAACGAGACACUGGUGCUCUCCUCAGCAGCUGCUGCUGCCGGGUUAGCGAACUUCACGGGCAACUUGACGAGUGAACUGGUGAUGCCCGGUGGUGGUGGUGGUGACGUCAGUUGUCCGUGGGACCCGCGCGGCGGAGGCAACUGCUCGUGGCCGGACGCGGGUCUCGCGCCGGGCAACGAGUCCUCCCUGGAGGCGUCCCGAUUGCCCGCUGACGCCCAGCAGCCGGCCGAGAAGGUCUACUGGGCGCUGAUGCUGGUCAUCCUGCCUUUUCUGGCCGUGUUCGGCAACAUCCUCAUCAUCCUCAGCGUGUACAAAGAGCGGAGCCUGCAGACAGCGACCAACUACUUCAUCGUGAGCCUCGCAUUCGCCGACCUGCUCGUGGCUGCUGCCGUGAUGCCGUUCGCCGUCUACGUUCUGGUCAACGUGGAUUGGGAGCUGAGCGAAACGCUGUGUGACUUCUACAUCGCAGUGGACGUAACCUGUAGCACGGCUUCCAUAUUCAACUUGGUCGCCAUCAGCAUAGACAGGUUCAUCGCCGUGACGCAACCCAUCAAGUACUCGAAGCACAAGAACAGCAAGCGCGUAGCGCUCACCAUCGUGAUCGUGUGGGUCGUUUCGGCAGCCAUCGGGUCACCCAUCAUGCUCGGUCUGAACACGUCCCCACAGCGGGUGCCGCACCUGUGCAUCUUCUACAACUCGGACUUCAUCCUGUACUCGUCGCUCAGCUCCUUCUACAUCCCCUGCCUGGUUAUGGUGUUCCUCUACUACAAGAUAUUCCGCGUCAUCCACGAACGGGCACGCAAGGCUGUGGCCAAGAAGGAGGCCCGCCUCAAGGGGCUCGUGCUCGAGGGGGGCCCGCCUCCCAUCGCCAACAACACGGGGCACCGUGGUGCCGUGAUGCUCACCGUGGGUGGUGGAACUGGGGGUGGCGCUGGUGGCGCGCAGCCUACGCAGGGAGGUCAGCCUCGGCCGGGGGACAACAGGAACGGAAACAAGAGCCUUCAGGUGAGCUCGGUUGUGCCGGAGCCGGAUCCUCUGACGGCCAACACCGGCAGCGGCAGUCAGCCGGACGAGGACGAGUUUGACGACCUUCCCACCGAGGCCGGCGGGGAUAAGUGGGCCGAAUGCGACGAGGAGGAGGCCAGCUUCCUGGCGGCGCAUAGCGCCACCUCUGGUAGCGACCCGUCGUCGCAAGUGGGGCACAACAGGAACCACGAUUCCGGCUACGUGGACUCGAACGUCGACGAGGUCCACUUUCCCCGCCAGGAGCGAUCCAACAAGGAGUCAAAGAAGAACGGCGCCGUGAUGCCCCUGUUGACGGUGUCGGUGGUUGGCGGUCCAACGAUGGGCGGCUGCGUCGAGGACGGACAAGCCCGCAAGAAGUCUCGCUUCAACCUGGGUCGCAAGCACAAGUCCAGUCGCAAGAAGCGGGAGAAGGCGUCAGCCAAGCGAGAGAGAAAGGCCACCAAGACGCUAGCCAUCGUGCUCGGGGUGUUCCUGAUCUGCUGGGUGCCCUUCUUCACGUGCAACGUGGUUGACGCAGUGUGCAUGAAACUGCAGAGUCAGGACUGUCAUUUGGGGGUCACCGUCUUCCUGCUCACCACGUGGCUAGGAUACGUAAACAGCUGUGUGAACCCGGUCAUCUACACCAUCUUCAACCCCGAGUUUCGCAAGGCCUUCAAAAAGAUUCUCAUGGAGCCCGUGAAGUGAAGCCCGAAACCGCUCAACAGACGAUACAAACGGUGCUGUGUGCCAAAGUAAAAACUGUGAAUCGCUGGGGUUUUGCGCUGCCAAGCGACGACGAAACCUGCUCGCUGAGCGUGCGUGUGUGUGCGCAUUUGCAUGCGUCACUCUGAUGUUCUUUCUGCUUUGCGCCAGAUUUUGCCCGAAUAACCUCUCUCGGUCGAUUGACUCUUUUAAAUCACACCCUCGUUCAAACUGAGGCAAAUAGUAGGUGAGUGGACUGGUCGCUUAGCCUACGCCGCUUUGCGACACAACCUCGUCGAAAGUUCGCAGCAUUCACUGACGAAGGCCAAGUCUCCAAUGCCUUUGUUUGAAAUUAGUGAAAAUAUUCGCCUAAUGCUACAAGAAACAAUGUAGCGCAUUUAUCAACACGCAUUCAGCGUCGUGAGAGGUCAGCUUCAACACCUGUUCUAGGCUGAAUGUGCGGUCUUGUAACACAGACAAAUACGACUCGUCCCUCUCAAGACAAAAAUACUUGGAGCCAUCUAGAAAAACUUAUCAGCAGCUGCCACGAGUUCUCUAUCUUCCAAUUUUUUUUAUCAUCAGUAUUUUCUAGUACUCUUGCCACAACAGCGAUUCGAAAGGUUUUUGGCCAUCGCAGAAGCAGCAGACCUCAGGCAUCGCCCUCGUGACACGAGCGACUUGCUGGAGGACGACGUCGAUAUCGAUAAUGGAAACGAUAUCAUCGGAUGAUUGUCGUGGUCUCGUAAAAAUCUCCCCACCUUGUCUCCCGUUGACUUAGUUCGGCUGAUUCAUUUACGGAGAUGUCCUUAUUCGUUUACUAGUGUACGUAACCCUGUUCCCACAGGUUAGACCCCUUUCUGUGUUCAUUCAGCCUUUUCUCUGCUUCAAACUGUCUCUCUUCAUGUAAAUACGAUGCAGAGUAUAUGUAACAUAUUUCUUACCGCUUGCAAAGAGGAGUGCGCUUUACUUCGCUUGCAUAUUAACGUAGAGUACGAAGAAUGCUGAGGUAAAGUGUGAAGGUAUACAGUCCCAGUUUUAUUGUGACUGAUUGCUGUCCCGAGCAGAUCCUAAGCAGCCUAGCUUUCGCUCUGACUACAGUGCUUACUUUAGCACGUUCCAGCGGGAAGGGUGUGUAAAUUAUUGGGUUCAUGCAUAUCGACAUUAACAUGACGUAGGUUAUAAUUUAGCACAGUAAAGUGGGUAUCACUUUCUUUCCCCCAUAACACCUCAUCCCAGUAGAAAAAAAGCUACAGAAAUAAUUGCAAAAUACGAAAAAAGUCUGAUCUUAAGCCUGGCGUAUUCUUGUGAUACUAAAGUUCUGAUUCACAUAUCUCAGGAUUCGUCGCCAACACAUGUACGUUCAGGCUUGCAAGAAAUAUUUCACUGUUCACAGAAUGUACGGUGUUGAUGCGUUCAAAGCGACAGCACGUGACAUCGCAUUACAAUAUGUGUGCCACUAAGAUUUGUGCUUUAGGCAUGAAGAACACAACGCUUUGAAAAAUACGGUCAAUAUUUAUGUUGUUACAAUAAACACACCUGUGGUGUAUUUCGACUGGGAUGACCAAACUUGUAAAAGCUUCGCAUACUUCUAGUAACGCGUGAAUAUUCUCAGCGAUGUGUGGCAGCUGAAUCGACAACCUGUGCGGGCCAACUCUAAGCUUUCGUGGUGAACCAAUACAGGGUAACUUCUUAUUACAAAAGGUAAACAUAAUUAUGUGCGGACGCCACAAAGAGUAACAUGGCAGAUAUCGCCUUGCUGAUCACGGUAUAUUAUAGUAAUACUACAUAGUGCGCAAGUGAACAAAAUCAAUUUGUUCACUUAAACGCUUCCAGAGCAAACGUUCACUCUCCUUGAUGUCUUGCUGUAAGGUUACAAGAAACAAUUAUCGCUGCUGAGCCGCAAAUAGCGGCUUCCGUGUUCAAAAGACUGGUGCGUGCAGUGACUAUGUAUUUUUGGCGAUGAAUCGCGUCACAGUUUUCAUCGUUCUUUGAACGCGGUCUUGCAGUACACACUCUCGUGUACUCGGUGCUCUAGUACCUAAGCAUUUCGCCCAGUUUCUCAGCUGCAAAGCUUCGCGCUGCAGUUGAUGAAACCACUGUAGGCGUCCGUGAGCUUCUUCUCCCUCCAGCUCACCCUAUGGUCACACGUGUUAUAAAGUUUAUCAUCUUGAAGCUUUAGGCGUGAAAUCAUCACUGCUCACUCAUCAACCUGCUUCCCGUCAUACCACGAUACUGCCGCGUCAUCAGAAAAACAGGCUUCGGUUUUUUUUUUUUUUUUUUUUUUUUUUGUGGCUCGUUGUGAUGGCUUCAGCGAUAUCGGUCGAAUUGCUUCGAAUCGACCCCUCCAGACUGUAUGCCUGUCUUUGCGGUUGUUCAAACUCGGCUGAUCUCGUCUCUCCUCUUUCAUUUCAUUCUGUUGCCUGUUUACGUGCAUUCCUUGGACUGUAUAAUUGAGGCGUGCACGGAACUAUCGUGCCGAGAUGGAGAUGAAAUGUGUUCUCUGCCUGUACGCAAAAUGUAGUGCUGUCUCGUGCGUCUCGUUCACACAAGGACAGUUCAGCUCGCAGUGUACGUGCGAAUCGCGGCGGUAUAUGUACUUUGAAGCAGUGCUCGUUGGCAUUUCUUCAGUUUUUGUUUUCUUGUUAUUGUGAUAGUUUAUAUGUGUAUAAAGAAAAAGACGGUUAUAAAAUAAGUAUAUUAAUGUAUACAUAUGAAGUUAAGAAUAUAUGAAUGCACACACCAGAGAUGACGAUGUUGUUGAUGGAUGUUUGAGAAGACAAAAUACGUGGAAUAUAAAUUUGUUCAUCAAAC
Molecule: messenger RNA, 6696 nt
Organism: Dermacentor silvarum
Lineage: Eukaryota; Metazoa; Arthropoda; Arachnida; Ixodida; Ixodidae
Product: dopamine D2-like receptor
Exons: 9
Coding region: 2080-3888 (602 amino acids)
Biological process (GO): adenylate cyclase-activating adrenergic receptor signaling pathway
Cellular component (GO): membrane
Molecular function (GO): G protein-coupled receptor activity; dopamine neurotransmitter receptor activity, coupled via Gi/Go
Source: RefSeq, a predicted model, not a curated record